AAUAUUUCUCAAAAAAAAUAUUUAAAUAGUAGUGGUGCUAGAUUUGAUUUCGAUGAUUAUAAUGAAAAUCACGUCUUCAAUAAAUUUGAAGAUCAGUUUGAAUCUUUUAAGAAAAUUAACGGUUGCGGGUUCGAAAUUGAUUAUAAUACAGAAUUCGAGGGAACUUUAUUUAGAUUGCCGCUUAGACAAAAUGGAAUGGAAAGUUCUAUUUCGGAUAAUGUAGAUAAUAUUGAAAAGGUUAUCGAAUUAUUAAACAUGAUAAAGAAAGAAGCAAUGUCAGAAUUGAUUUUUCUACGCAAUGUAAAAUCUUUCGAAGUUUUUAGAAAAACUAGCAAGGAAAGUAAUCCAACGCUCUUAUGGAAAGUUGAAGUCACAAAAAAUAGUGAACUUCGUAAAUUAUAUGGAAAAGAGUCGCAGGUAUUUAAGCUUGAUGUUCAAUUUUCUGAUAGAACGAGAUUGUUCAGUUUUGCAGAAAGGAAACCGGAAAAGAAAACAUGGCUCAUAAGUUCAGGAAAAAAUGAUUUUUCACUAAACCGACUAGGCACAUGGGGUGGAGUAGCUAUAUUGGUUCCUGAGAGGCCCGAAAUUCCAUUGACAUUAAACGACAAUAUACAAAAUGGAAAAUUUUAUUCAUACCUUUCACUUUCUAUUCCCUCAGGACUAUCAGUAAAUUUGCAUGCGAGUGGUUGGGCACUUUCAUCUGAUCGGAGAAGUAUUGUAUUUGGCGGUGAUAAUCAAACAUGUGUUAAGGAUGAUGUAAAAGCAACUCAAAAUAAGAAUAUCUUGAACAAACUUCUUCCUAAACUUCAUGUAAAACUUUUUGAAGGAUAUUUAGAAUUAGAAGCAGCUUCUAGAGCUAG
Molecule: messenger RNA, 860 nt
Organism: Racocetra persica
Lineage: Eukaryota; Fungi; Glomeromycota; Glomeromycetes; Diversisporales; Gigasporaceae
Source: the annotation of a GenBank genome assembly